UUAGAUUGAUUUGUGUAGCUUAUGAUAAAAUUCUAUUUAACGCUAUUUUCUGAUUUAGCAUUCUACACAUCGCAGUUCAAACCUUCUUCGAUCUGAUAGUUGUAGUUUUGCUUUCAAGAUGCUACUUUAUGUUGCUUUAGCAGUUGCGGCAAUGGCGCUGUCAUGUGUAGCAGCGCAAGAUGAGGAGUUCUGCCCUCUAGUCGGGUUGUUUACUUGCGCUCAUCUUGUCGAUGUGACUAAAGAAGAUAUUGGUUAUGAAGAAAAUGAAGAAGCACUAGACAAAAAAUGCGGGGAAACGAAGCCUUUUAUGAAAUGCUUAGUGCAUUCUGCAAAGAAAUGCCCUGGUCACUCAGAAAACCAUUUCUAUCAGUAUUUCAAAGAUCAAUAUGACACAUUGCUCAGGAUCUGUGACCAGAAUGAUGACCUCAGGAAGAAAUAUUUAAAUAAUGCCAAGUGUCUAAGUAAACACAAGAAAGAAGUCGAUAAGAAAUGUGGAGAAUUAUUUGAUUUUGACAUGAUAGAUGACCUUGAUAAGAACCUUUGUGCGAAACUAAAAGGAAACUUCAAAUGUACUUUUGAUGAAGCUGAUAAGAAGUGUGGAAAAGAAGCUUCGGAUGUCUUGAAAGAAAUGAUGGAGUCAACUACCACAUUUUUGGACAAAAACUGCAAUAAACUUAAACUCUCGGAUUUACGUAUAUUACGAAGUAUGCCUCACAGGCUGUAUUAAUUUUUAAUAAUUUCAAUACAGCUGAAUAAACAUUAGGAUCUUAGAAUGUA
Molecule: messenger RNA, 777 nt
Organism: Stegodyphus dumicola
Lineage: Eukaryota; Metazoa; Arthropoda; Arachnida; Araneae; Eresidae
Source: RefSeq, a predicted model, not a curated record